This is a messenger RNA of Chara braunii, 2285 nucleotides long. NCBI's taxonomy places the organism in Eukaryota, Viridiplantae, Streptophyta, Charophyceae, Charales, Characeae. The record is from the annotation of a GenBank genome assembly.
CUCCGUAAUGCCCCCGCCACUUUCCAGACGGCUAUGAACACGAUGUUCCAAGACCUCCUUGAGGACUUUGUUCUAGUCUACAUUGACGACAUCCUGAUCUACAGUCGUACCCUAGAGGACCACCUGACCCAUCUUCGCACUGUCCUGCAGCGACUACGCGACGACGGGUUUUAUGCGAAGCUUUCCAAAUGCAUCUUUGCUCAAGCCAAAGUCGACUUCCUAAGGCAUCAGGUAUCCGAGCACGGCCUCCACAUGGACGACUUGAAGAUCCAGGCCAUCGUCGAUUGGCCUACCCCUACAUCUCUCCCUGCUCUGCGUAGUUUUCUCGUUUUGACCAACUACUAUGGUCCUUUUCUCAAAAACUACGUGCAAUAUUCUUCCCAGCUUACCCCUCUGACCCGCAGACGUCUCCCUUUUCAUUGGACCCCGGCUCAUGAGGAUGCCUUCCGCUCUCUCAAGCGACUUGUCACGUCAGCUCCUGUCUUACACUUACCCGAUUACUCGCGUCCAUUCAUCGUCACCACCGACGCGUCCGACUUCGCUAUUGGAGCUGUUCUCUACCAGAUCUACCCAGCCCCUUCUACUGCUCCCGAUUCCACAGAGUCUCGCCUCCCUCGCAUUCCUCGCUUCCCUCCCCCACCUCCAGCGACUGCGGCUCAUCUUACACCCAUCGAGCCCACCCCCUUACCUCCUUAUAUUCCUGACGUCGCAGAUGACGGUACAGUCGGAUCUCGUGAUGGAGAGUGUCUGGUUGCUUAUCUAUCUCGACAGCUACGUCCCACUGAGCGUAACUAUAUUGCCGACGAGCGUGAGGUCCUUGCGCCGGUCUACGUUGUUAAGAAGUGGCGUCAUCACUUGCAUGGUCACACUUUCACCAUUUUGACGGACAACUCUGUCCUCGCCGCCUUCCAUACGAAACCUAAGCUCACUUCUCGCCAGGCUCGUCGGUGGCGUGAUCUCUCAGAGUUCGACUUUACCAUCAAGAAGAUUUCCGGCGAAAGCAAUCGCGUCGCAGAUGCCUUAUCCCGCCCCCCCGACCUUCAGUGCGAGGAUCGUCAACUAUCUACUAUUUCAGCUCCCACCAUCCACCCCGCCUUUCUGGAUGAGUACCGCCGCGCAUACACCCAGUGCCCCGAGUUUCAGUCCAUCUACGCUGACCUACAAGCUGGCAAGUUCGUCCCUAACUUCAAGCUCGAUCCCUCUCGACUCCUAUACUGGCUUGGUCGCCAAGGUACCCGUACUCCUCGCUUAUGUGUGCCCUCUACUGGCCAGCUCUGCGUUCGGGCCAUCGCUGAGUGUCACGACCAGCGCGCCGCCGGUCAUCUCGGUGUCUUCAAGACACUUGACCGCCUCUACCGCCAUUACUACUGGGAGCACCAUCGUCCCUUCACUAAGGAGUACGUCCGCACCUGCAGGAUCUGCCAGGAGGCCAACAUCCCCAACCCCCCCCCCUACGGUCUUCUUCAACCCUUACCCAUUCCCACUCAGCGUUGGACUUCUGUCUCCAUGGACUUCAUCGGUCCUCUUCGUCCCCCUACCCCACGAGGCCACGACGCCAUCUUCGUCGUUGUCUGUCGGUUGACUAAGCAUGCUCACUUCCUCCCUUGCAAGUAUGCUAGUUCAGCCAAAGACAUCGCCUCCCUAUACUUCAACCGUAUUGCCAUUCAUCACGGUCUCCCCACUAGCAUCGUCUUUGAUCGCGAUCCCCGUUUUACUUCUCAUUUCUGGCGUGGACUCCAUGAGAUAUAUGGCUCCGAGCUCCGCCUCUCCUCCUCCUAUCACCCCCAAUCAGAUGGACAGGCCGAGGUCACCAACAAAACUCUUGGGAGUAUCCUCAAGAAGUUUGUUGAGAAUGACUCUGAUUGGGAUCUCCACCUUGCUCACGCAGAGAUUGCUUAUAACCAUGCUAUUUCACCUGCCACUGGCAUGUCUCCCUACUACUAUGACUUGGGAUACCAUCCUCGUGUCCCAUCUGACCUUCUCCGUCCAUCUCAGAUCCAUCCCGACACCAAAUGCCCUGCCCUCGAUGACUGGGUAAAGGAGAUGGAUGCGCUUCUUAGCAAGGCUCGCGAGAGCAUUGCUGACUCCCAGACUCGCAUGACCAAGUUGGCGACGAGAUUCUUAUCGACGCACGUCACUUCCAGCUUGAAGCUGACACCGUUCGGAAAUUCAGACGUCGAUAUAUUGGACCAUGCACCAUUCUUGCACCCGCCGGACCCAAUCAUGACUGUCCGGUGAGCUUCAAAUUGAAGUUCCCCGAUUCCAUGUACCGCGCUAACUUACAU